AUGAGAAAGCGCGGGCAAGCAGAGAUUGCAGGCCCAGCGAGUGAUGGUCCUGGCGCGCAGAAGCGACCACGAGGACGCUUUCUGCGGCCAGAUCAAGCAGCUGCCAUCAAACGAAGGCAGCAGCUCGAAAAGAAGGCUGUGCGGCGACGCCUUGCACUAUGGCGCUCACGGAUAGUGGAUGGUGCACGGCAGACGGUCUACGUAACGUUGGCUGGGGAUGUGCUGAAAAAGGGUGCAAGGGCAUACAGAGCUGCUUCCGCAGAUCAGCAGUACCUUAAGGCUUGCGGAAUCGCAAGCAAUCAGCCUGCCAAUUCAGAAAUUGAAGUGCCAGAGGAGAUUCAGCCCUAUGCUAGCUGCAGAGGGCAGAACCCGCUGGAGCUUGCGUUUUGGUGUGUCCCACGGUCCGUGCAGGCCUGCCUCCUCGAAACCGGCAUACAGCACCUGCACAGGUGGCAGGCUGAAUGCCUGAGCUGCCCUCAGGUCCGGGUGGCAGGACAAUCUCUCGUGUAUGUCGCUCCCACCAGUGCGGGAAAGUCUUUGGUAUCCGAGGUCUUAAUACUGCGACAACUUCUGUUUCAUGGACGACGGGCUCUGAUUGUCCUGCCAUUUGUGUCAAUCUGCGCAGAGAAGGUCCAGAAACUUCGCCACUGCUUUGGAGCUUGCGGACUUCGUGUGGAAGGUCUGUACUCAUCAUCCGACGGGAAGUGGCAUCCAGGCGUGGAUGUUGCUGUUUGCACCAUUGAGAAGGCCAGCUCCUUGCUGAAUCGGUUGCUCGAGGAAGAUGCGCUUCUCCGCGACAUUGGUGUUGUGGUUGUGGAUGAGAUGCACCUUCUCGGUGAUGAGCACAGGGGCUAUCUGUUGGAGCUUAUCUUGGUAAAGGCAAGGCUCAGCGCCGACAUGGCUGCACAAGGCGCUGGCCUUCAAAUCAUCGGCAUGUCAGCCACGCUUCCGAACGUGAACCUGCUAGCAGACUGGCUGGGCGCCCGGCUCUACGUGAGCUUGGACCGGCCGGUCCCGCUCAGCCUGUCGGUCGCUUUGAAGGGCCAGGUCCUGCACCAGAAAGCGAAAGACCCGAGGGUCGAAGCUUGCAUGGCAAGAAUUGUUAACACCAGUCGAGAUCCAGAUGGGCUUGUGCCCUUGGUUUGGGAGUGCGUUUCGAUGCAGCAGUCGGUCCUCGUCUUUUGCGCGACAAAGGACUGGUGUGAGAAGGCGGCUGCCCUGCUGGCUGCCGAGAUGCCGCGCCUGGAUCAGCUGGAGACAGAGAAUUCAGGUUAUGGUGAUGCAUGCCAGGUGCAGAGGUUUCAGCUCGUGGAGGAAUUGAAGCAGACACAUUCCGGCCUGUGCCCGGUCCUCGCUCAGACGGUGCUCAAUGGCGUGGCCUAUCACCACGCAGGUCUUACAACGGAGGAACGCAGUCUGCUAGAAGCGGCUUACAGGACGGGAGUCUUGCGCUGCCUUUGUGCCACGUCUACUCUGGCUGCCGGGGUCAACCUUCCAGCUCGGCGUGUCAUCAUCCGAUCCAUGAAGGUGGGGAGAGAUCCGCUUGAUGCCGUGCGGUUCAGGCAAAUGGCAGGGCGUGCGGGGCGUGUUGGCUUCGAUACGGAGGGUGAAUGCAUCGUUAUGGUGAAGUCUCUGAAAGAAGCAGACGAGGCUCAGGCCCUCUUCGCCGCCCAGCUGCAGCCGCUGCGGUCUGCGCUGGGCAAGGAACGCUUGGUCAGGGCAGUGCUGGAGGUCGUCAGCUUGGGGCUCAUUCGGACUGUGGAUGAGCUGGAAGUGCGUUUUGCCAGGAGGCUCUUCCGCUUUUACGACGAGCGGUUCUCGGCAGGCUGUGGUCCGGAUGCUAUGGUUGUCCCGCCAACUCUGCUGGAAGACCUGCGUUGGGCGCUCUGCGCACUGAAGGCGCAGCGGCUCAUCGAAGUAGACGAUGGCCGCCUCCAGUGCAGCGAGAGGUACCAACCCGGGUCAUCGAUUCCACAGCAAGCAGCGACAGCCGCGACAGCCGCGACAGCCGCGACAGCCGGGACAGCCGCGACAGUCGCGACAGCCGCGAUUCGCCCCACUCCCCUGGGCAACGGCAUCGUUCAUUCUGCCCUCAAACCUGAAGAGGCCCUAAGCGUAUUUUCGGAUCUUCAGAGAGCUCGAAAGGGCCUUUGUCUGGACAACGACCUCCACCUCAUCUUCCUGGCCACGCCUGCUACAGCCCUUGCCAUUGAGCCAGAUUGGGCGAGAUACCUCAGCUACUAUGAGAAGCUUCAAGCACGGGAUCGGGCCGUUGCCGAUGCAGUCGGAGUCUCGCAUCACUUUCUGCUGAAGCAGUCCAUGGGACACCGUGGGCCCCUCCCUGCAAGCGGAAGCGGCGGAAGCGGCGGAAGCGGCGGAAGCGGCGGAAGCGGCGGAAGCGGAGGCGAUGGCGACUGGCGCCAGGACCGGGAGCGCGUCACGGCCCUGCAUCGACGCUUUUGGGCAGCUCUGGCCUUGCGAGAGCUGGCUGCAGAGAGACCUCCCGAUCGAGUUGCCAAUGCCUUCGCAGCUUCAAGGGGAUCGCUUCAAGCAUUGCAGGGACUGGCAGCUACAUACUGCGGAAUGGUGCGACAGUUGUGCGAACGGGUUCACUGGAACGACAUGGCGGCGCUCUUUCAGUGCCUGAUGCCGCGGCUCCACUUUGGGGCUGCGACAGAAGCACUCCCCCUGUGCCACAUUCCUGGAGUCCAUUCGGCACGGGCCAGGGCACUGCUGCAAGUUGGCCUGUCCAAGGUUGAAGAGGUUGCACAGUCCCCAACCUCGAUGAUCGAGUCUGCGCUCAGAAAGCUCUGCCAGCUUGACUGUGCCUCGGGAGCUGCGCAGGACCAUCCAGACCAGCGGGAGGCUGUUAUCCGCCAGGCUGCGCUCCGGAUCAUCCAGGGAGCACAGCAGCAGGUCAACGCGGAGCUGCAGCGAAUGCAGGAUGAGACAGACGAGGCUCGAGCGCGCUUAGGCCGAAAACACCAUGCCUGCGGCCUAGAAGAGGGAGGCCUGGAGUCUACAGAGCAGCGGAUUAUGCGGAUUGGAUGUGGCUUGAGCAUCAGCCUGGCAUAUCCACGCUGUGAGGGGAACAUCACUGAUAAGAAUCGUCACGUUGCGUUAGAAUGCGCUAAAGCACUGCACCUGUAA
Messenger RNA from Symbiodinium natans, 3150 nucleotides. NCBI's taxonomy places the organism in Eukaryota, Dinophyceae, Suessiales, Symbiodiniaceae. The record is from the annotation of a GenBank genome assembly.